AUGGUUACUCAUCGUCAUCAUCAUCUACCUUGGUUUGCUCUCCCUUGCGAAGGCUAUGAUAUCACGGUUGGCUCUGUGAAGGAGCACUUUCCUAUUGAGGCAGCGAUCGCGGCGUACCGGAGCCAGUUCUUGACGGCCUCGAAUGAUUGCAGUCGGCCAAAGAAGAAACCGACAAUUAGCCCUCGAGGCAACUCUGUUCCUCCCAGUAAGGGUUACGGUCAUCAGGUCAGGCAAGGCGAGCUGGAUGCGGACCUCAUGGACUUUGGCGGUGGACAUCACCGUACAGUCUCCAACCCUCCCUCGAGCUCGUCUGUCUAUCCUGGGAUCACGUCCCGAUCGAGUACUCCUGCUGCACCGCAAGUACGGGCAGAGGAUCUGAAUAGGGAAGCGUUGAAGGCCGCAAGGCUGAAGGCUAAGGAAGAGCGCAUCCGUGCAAAACACGAAGAGUUUGCAUCGAGACAACGAGAGGAGACCACGAAGCGAGAAGCUAAGCUCGAUGCCCAAGGCCGGCUAGCAGAGGAGUUGGAUCAUUGGGCGUAUACCGAACAAGGUAAACCGAAGGAUAUUAGAACCCUCCUGUCGAAUAUGGAAGAAGCUCUGUGGCCCAAUUCCGGAUGGAACGCGGUCAGUGCAGGGGAGCUCAUGGUCAACACUGGAGCCGUCAAGAAGGCAUAUCGAAAAGCGAUCAUCCUCUGCCACCCAGACAGACAUCAAAGCGCUUCACCAGACGAGCAGUACAGAGCGGAUCGCAUUUUUAAUGCUCUCAACGAGGCGUUCAAGCGACAGUAA
Messenger RNA from Perkinsus marinus ATCC 50983, 789 nucleotides. RefSeq names its product homeobox-containing protein, putative. Gene Ontology annotation, molecular function: clathrin binding. Gene Ontology annotation, cellular component: vesicle; intracellular membrane-bounded organelle; cytoplasm. The record is from RefSeq and is a predicted model, not a curated record. Gene Ontology annotation, biological process: clathrin-dependent endocytosis; clathrin coat disassembly. The transcript is spliced from 9 exons. Bases 1 to 789 code for a protein of 262 amino acids. NCBI's taxonomy places the organism in Eukaryota, Perkinsozoa, Perkinsida, Perkinsidae.